This is a messenger RNA of Suillus clintonianus, 624 nucleotides long. RefSeq lists its product as uncharacterized. The coding region runs from base 1 to 624 and encodes 207 amino acids. The transcript has 10 exons. The record is from RefSeq and is a predicted model, not a curated record. Lineage: Eukaryota; Fungi; Basidiomycota; Agaricomycetes; Boletales; Suillaceae.
AUGGACGAACCUAUCAUGGUCCUAAGUAGCGCUCGCUCUGCUUCCUCACGAUACACGAUCGUGAUCAACAUGAAGUCACUCAAGGUUGUGCCACAGGCCCGGAUCAUGCCCUAUCAUAUACCUUCAAUUAUCUAUCCUAGCCUGCGCCUCACAUCAGAGGAGGACGCACUGUCUUUCGCAGAACAACGCGUCCUCCGUGUAGGGCAUGUCGUCAUUGCAUGCAGCGGGACCCGGAUGGGAAUGAACUUUGAAGGUCGUAUACGAAGGCUUAUCUCAAACCUUAUGGAUCACGGAUCCGUAGACGUUGCGGGCGCCUAUGAAGGCCAGGGGUAUCAACUCCCGCGAACAUCGCUGGCAGGGGGGGUAGCACAGGUAGACUAUGCCAUCAAACGUUAUGCAUGUAUGUGUGGUACUCGGACCUGCAUGGUCGUCCAAAUGUUGAAAAUUACUGGAACAGUAGCAUGCAACACAGUCGCUAAGUCAUGCCAAUCUCCAUUCAGCCGACUCCAAACUGGCAGCGGUGAAAUCAUUACCGUACUCCGGGCAUCAGAAUACGAGCAUGCUAGAUCUGAGCAGGAGAAACCGCGGCUUAAGAAAGCUAUUGAAGAACCUGAGCUCUACUGA